Messenger RNA from Bacillus rossius redtenbacheri, 812 nucleotides. RefSeq lists its product as uncharacterized. The transcript has 3 exons. NCBI's taxonomy places the organism in Eukaryota, Metazoa, Arthropoda, Insecta, Phasmatodea, Bacillidae. Bases 71 to 565 code for a protein of 164 amino acids. The record is from RefSeq and is a predicted model, not a curated record.
CUCGCAGCUCGGCGCUCGCAACUCUCUCGCCUUCCUUCACCGCCGCCUCCGCACCUCCGCACAAGCGACCAUGAGGACCGUGGUGCUCUCCGUCCUGAUGCUGGCGGCGCUGGCGUCUGCGUGGGACGACUACGGCUCCUGGCGGCGGGAGCUCGCCAAGCGCGGCGCCGAGUGGUCCGACGACGGCGGGGACGACGAGGGCGACUACGGCGGCGGCGGUCACCAGGAGGUGAAGAUCGUGAGGAUCCCGGUACCGCACGCGGUCCCGGUCCCCGUGCCGCACCAGGUGCCCAUCGCCGUGCCGCAGCCGUACCCGGUGCACGUGCGCGUGCUCGAGCAGGUCGAGGUGCCCGUCGUGAAGACGGUCGAGGUCCCGGUGGAGCGGCACGUGCCGGUGCGCGUGGAGAAGCCCGUGCCCUACCCGGUGGAGAAGCCCGUGCCCAUACACAUCGAGAAGCACGUGCCGGUGCCCGUGUACAAGCCGUACCCGGUCAAGGUGCCCGUCGUCAAGUACAUCCACCACUACAUCACGGCCAAGCACCACGGCGGCUACCACCACCACUGAGGCGCGCCCCGCCGGCCAGCCAGUUGCCGCCUGAACAUCGACGGAGAACACCUUAAACCGACCUCAUUGUUGUCGCCAUCAUCCACCAAUCACAUCACUUCUCACCGUCACGAUUGUUACUGUUGCUUUAUAUUAUAGUUAACUGUUGUUUAUACUGUUGUUUAUGCUGUUGUUUUAUUUGUGAAGUGAGCUCGCGUCUCACUGAUGUGUGUGCUUACGUUUUGUAAAUAAAUACCAACUUUUAAUC